AUGCUUCGUACAUGUGCGCAGUUGUUACGACGACCAACAUCUCAAUUUUUCCUCACGACAAGAUUAACAAGUACUGAUCCAGCACCUGGCUCAAUCAAUGCUGCUCAUGAUAAGUUUUCCGAACGUGAACAAGCGUUUGAAAACGCCUAUUUUCGUAAAUUAAAUGACGAACUUUUGGCACAAUUACGUGAUCGACAUACUGACUUGGAAAAGCAAUCGGAUAGCAUCGAACAAGAACAGAAACGUAUUGAGGAACAAAUCAAGACGUUAGAAAAGAAACGUGAUGAGUUAGUAAAACGUUCACAAGGCUCGAGCAAAAAGUAA
Molecule: messenger RNA, 324 nt
Organism: Adineta ricciae
Lineage: Eukaryota; Metazoa; Rotifera; Eurotatoria; Adinetida; Adinetidae
Source: the annotation of a GenBank genome assembly